Molecule: messenger RNA, 8520 nt
Organism: Anguilla rostrata (American eel)
Lineage: Eukaryota; Metazoa; Chordata; Actinopteri; Anguilliformes; Anguillidae
Product: cadherin-4-like
Exons: 17
Coding region: 203-2917 (904 amino acids)
Biological process (GO): homophilic cell-cell adhesion; cell-cell adhesion mediated by cadherin; calcium-dependent cell-cell adhesion
Cellular component (GO): catenin complex; plasma membrane; adherens junction
Molecular function (GO): cadherin binding; calcium ion binding
Source: RefSeq, a predicted model, not a curated record
GUAGGAGGGGUUGAAGUGACGCUGGCUAGGUCUUUGCAACUGAGCUGAACACUGUUGUUCACCUGCAGUUCAGAAAGGGACGAGCCGGGACGGUCUUUAACAGUGCGUUAUAUUGCUCGCAGGACACUGCGGGAGCAUCCACGAGGUAACGCCGGGGAAUAGGAGCAGCGGCAAAGAGCACGCGCCGAAUCCCUGUUCUGCUAUGCUGCCGUUUCCGACAAAAAUGAAAAUUGUCUGCGCGAUCUUACUGAUGAGCGCCUCUUUACUGGGCACAUCCUGGGGCCUAUCGUCUAAACCGCCAUGCAGACCAGGAUUUUCUGAAAGUUUCUAUUCGGUGUUUGUUUCGAGGGAUAUACUUCAAGGACAGAGCAGUCUCAAAGAUACCGCUGGGCCUUCAGGACGUGUGAUCUUUGAAGAGUGCCAGAACAGUGAACCUGUGGGGUUUGGCAGCCAUGCCCCCAACUUCAGCAUGCAGACCAAAAGCAGGGGUCUGGACACACCCGUCUGGGAGAACACAGUCAAGCUGGCCUUGGUGGAGCACACCCCCUCUCCAACUGUCACUCAGACUACAGAGAAGGAAGGAGUUUCCACUGAGCCCAAGUCCCAACCCAGCAUCAUCAUGUUUCCAUGGAAACAACGGCAGAACCCCAGCAUUCCAAGGAGACAAAAACGAGACUGGGUCAUCCCACCGAUAAACGUGCCUGAAAACUCCAGAGGACCCUUCCCCCAGAUGCUUGUCAGGAUCCGCUCGGACCAGGACCGAGACAUCCAGAUCCGCUACAGCAUCACGGGGGCUGGAGCCGACCAGCCGCCCACCGAGGUGUACAACAUCGACCCUGUGGCGGGAAAGAUGUUCGUCACCAAGCCCCUGGACAGGGAAGAGAGGUCCUCCUACCAUCUCAGAGCCCACGCUGUGGAUAUGAAUGGAAACAAGGUGGAGAACCCCAUUGACCUCUACAUCUACGUCAUCGACAUGAAUGACAACCGGCCAGAGUUCCGCAAGCAGGUCUACAACGGAUCGGUGGAUGAAGGGUCUAAGCCUGGCUCUUACGUGAUGAAGGUUACCGCCAACGAUGCUGACGACGACACCACGGCCAAUGGGAUGGUGCGGUACCGCAUCCUGUCACAGUCGCCGCGCAGCUCCAUCCCGAACAUGUUCACCAUCAACAGCGAGACGGGUGACAUCGUCACCGUGGCCCCCGGACUGGACCGCGAGAGAGUGUCCCAAUACACCAUAAUCGUUCAAGCCACUGACAUGGAAGGCAACCUAAACUUCGGGCUGUCCAACACGGCCACGGCCCUCAUCGCCGUGACUGACAUCAAUGACCAUCCACCGGAGAUGACUUCCAGAACGUUUUCAGGGGAGGUGCUAGAGAACAGAGAGGACCUGGCAGUGGCCAACCUGACCGUGAUCGACCUGGAUCAGCCACACACGCCCAACUGGAACGCGGUCUACCGGAUCAUAGGCGGAGACCCAUCCGGCCAUUUCACCGUCCGCACCGACCCCAUCACCAACAACGGUGUGGUCACCGUAGUGAAGCCCGUGGACUAUGAGAUGAACCGCGCGUUCAUGCUGAACGUGGUGGUGUCCAACCAGGCCCCCCUGGCCAGUGGGAUCCCGUCUUCUUCGCUGUCCACCGCUGGGGUUACCAUCUCCGUGGUGGACGUGAACGAGCCGCCCGUCUUCCCCUCCAACCCCAAAAUCAUCCGCUUUGAGGAGGGCGUUCCCGCCGGGACUACGCUCACCACGUUCUCCGCCAAUGACCCCGACCGCUUAAGACACCAGACUGUCAGGUACGCCAAGCUGUCCGACCCUGCCGACUGGCUCAGAAUUAAUAACACCAAUGGGCAGAUUGUUACCAUGGCAGUACUGGACAGGGAGUCCAUCUACGUGAAGAACAACGUUUACGAGGCUACGUUCCUAGCGGUGGAUAACGGCUCUCCGGUGGCCAGUGGCACGGGGACUCUGCAGAUCCACCUGCUGGACGUCAACGACAACGCGCCCGAGCUGCAGCCCCGGGAGGCGCAGAUGUGCGAGAGGACGCGGACCAACGGCAUCAACGUGACCGCCUCCGACGCCGACGCCGAGCCCAACGUGGGCCCGUUCGUCUUCGAGCUGCCCACCUUCCCGCUCAGCGUGCGCCGCAACUGGACCAUAUCCCGCCUGAACGGUUACUACGCUCAGCUCAGACUGCGGAUCCCACACCUGGAGACGGGCGUGUAUGAGGUGCCGGUCAUUGUGACGGAUUCGGGCAACCCGCCGCUCUCCAACAGGUCGCUGAUCAGGGUGAAGGUCUGCCCCUGCGAUGAGAACGGGGACUGCUCCUCCGUGGAAGCCGUGGCGGCUGCUGGCCUGGGUACAGGCGCCAUUGUCGCUAUACUCAUCUGCAUCAUCAUACUGCUGAUCCUGGUGCUGCUAUUUGUGAUGUGGAUGAAGCGCAAGGAGAAGGAACGUCAAACCAAACAGUUGCUGAUUGACCCAGAAGAUGAUGUCCGAGACAACAUUCUGAAAUACGAUGAGGAGGGAGGCGGAGAAGAGGAUCAGGAUUAUGACCUCAGCCAGCUGCAGCAGCCCGAGUCUCUGGACCACAUCAUCACUAAGCCUCCUGGGGUGCGCCGUGUGGACGAGAGGCCCAUGGUCUCAGAGUCCCAGUACCCGGUCCGACCAGCCCUGCCCCACCCUGGAGACAUCGGGGACUUCAUCAACGAGGGCCUGAGAGCGGCGGACAACGACCCCACGGCUCCGCCCUACGACUCGCUGCUGGUGUUCGACUACGAGGGCAGCGGCUCCACCGUGGGCUCCGUCAGCUCCCUCAACUCCUCCAGCAGCGGCGAGCAGGACUACGACUAUCUCAACGACUGGGGCCCGCGAUUCAAGAAGCUGGCCGACAUGUACGGGGGCGGAGAUGAUGACUAGGUCCAGCACGGACAUGUCCCAAACUGCGCCGUUCGCCCCCCCUCCCCCCCCCCGUCCGCUGAGACGGGACCGUAAAAGGUGGGUCAUCGUAGCCCACCCCCUCCUCCUGCUGACUGGACUCCAAACUCUACGCUCUUUAAAUGGUUUCAUUUCAGUGGCGAGUUUUCGUUUUUUGUCGUCUUGUUUCUGACAUUGUUGUUACUUCUGUUCUUCUGGAAAGGGGCUCAUAGGAGCUCGGGCGUUUCCGUGCAGCAGGGACAAGAGCGACUGCACACCAGAAAAAGUAGAAGAAAUAAAAAUUUUGGUUGUUUUUUCUGUUUAUCACUAAAGUAAGUGUGAGACGCUAUUCUGUCCUAACUUGAAUUCCUCAGAACAGGAGCACUGCUGUUUUAAAGUGCCUUUUGUGGUGUGCUUUAUUGGAUUCCCGCUAUCUCAGGAUUGGUUGCCAUUUGAAUGCUUUUGUGCUCUUUCUGACUCUAUCCCAAUGACGUGAAAAUGUCCCCAUCAGCAACUUGGGUGCAGGUACAUAAAAAAAAAUUGGAACUGCUUGUUAUUUUUGCCUUUUGAGGAAGGAAAGUGGGUGGGAGAUUGUGUGGGGAAAAAAAGUGCUUUGUGCAAGUAGCACACUGCUAUCAGAAGGAGCAAAUCGCUGUUUUAAUAGCUGGGCGGAUUCAAGCUCACAUGCUUAAUCAUGUAUAUAUUAAACCCCUCUUGUCUUUCUGGGGGUGAUUAAAGAGCCCAAAUGAUCCAGCAUUUCUCUCUAAAAUCAUUUGAGGAAAUUUGUUUUUUAAAAUGUAAAGCUUUAUACAGAAGUAGAAUACAGUUUGCCCUGUGAUUUAGUGAAUGGUUUUUGAAUGCCAGACUGUUUCAUACAGUCAAUUGCAGUAUUGCUUUUGCACUUUGUAAAGUUUAUGUAGGCAUGACAUGAAGUUACAAGACUGUAAUUUUUGUAACAUUCUGUAAAACCAACCUGGAGAAAGACGCUAUGGGGAGUAUGUGUGUCUGUGUAUGUAUGUAUGUGCGUGGGUCUGUGUCUGUAUGUGUGUUUAUGUGUUUUUAUCAUUAAUGUAUAAUUCCAGAACAGUUUGAUUAAUGAAGUCCAGACCUGCAUGACCAGCAGUCCACCAGAAGGUUUUAGCAUGGCACUUACUCUGUGAUCAGAUUUCAGAAAGUGGUUCGCGUAAAAAAAAUAUAUUAGCUGUCAAAAAAUAUUUCAAUGUUUAAUUUGACAGUGUGAGAUUGUUUCCUCACACUGAGGCUGGUCUAUCAUGUGCCCUCGUAAGUCUGAAUAUCAGCUCUCUUCUGCAGGCAGAACAUAGCAGUGUAGGACUCCACUACUUCACUGAUUAUAAACGUGGUGGCUAGUGCUGUUUCCGUUUUCUCUUUAUCUCAUCUACCUUUCUGUGUCUAUUUUCACUGAACUGAGAUCUUUCAAGUUUGAGAUCUUUCAAACUGAAACCAGCAGUUUGAUUUCAGUCCCUGAGUAACAAAGAUAUACAGUAAGUGCAUUUCUUUGAUCUAUUCAUUUCAAUCUGGGUCUGUAGUUAUGCUUUUCCAGGUAUUAUUCAUAUAUGAAGCAUCUUACCGUAUGAGAAACCUCAGUAAAAUGAAAAUGAAAUGCAGCAUGUCAUUUAGGUAUGCCGUGGCAUUAUUACUUUAUGCUAUGCAUUGUGCUGUAUCAUGCUGUAUUAUAAUGUACAGUUAUUUUAUGUUACAUGUUGCUCAGCUAUUCACUUAGUAACAGACUCUACAGCACCACUCUCCUGGGUGGAGAAUGAGUAAAAAGUAGACCCAUAAAAAUGUGUUCAUUUGGUGCGCACUGGAGGCUAUAAAUUAAAGAAAGAUGUGAGUUUCUCCACAGUGCUGGUUUGCGAUUCAGGAAGCCUUCUGGAACCGGAUCUAUCAAUUAACUAGGUGAUCUUGUCAGCUUUAUGUCCUUAAAUUCACUAAGAUGUGAGAUAGAAUAACUUAUCUCUGAAAGGUUGGAGAGAGGAAGUCAGGAGGGCAGAAAUGGGAGAUAGGCAGAGAGAGGAAAAGGGAUGGAGAUUAAAAGAGGAUCGAGAGAGCCACGAACCUCCGUGAUUCUCAUUCCACUUAAUUGUCGGACUGAUUGGAUGACAGAUGCUGUAAUAAUCGCGCGGAUGUAGCCUCUGUCUUUUUGAGGGGAAAAACAUGAAAUGAAACAAAGAAGUGCAAAUUGUGCCGCGUUUGCGUGAGAAACGGACACAUACUCAGAACAAAGGGAUGGAGGGGAGAGCUAAAUUAUCAUGCGAUGAAGCCACUGGAGGAGGCAGCUUUGAUCUCGGAGCGAGCCGCUCUGUGUCCCGCGAGCGCAAACGGGCAGCGCUAAUGAAGAGGUACCGAGUUCGCCCCAGCACUGCUCUGCCAGGACAGGCCAUUCAGGGGAUGGUUGUGCACCUCAGAAUUUAGCGACAGCGCUAAUGUGAGCGGGGGGCGGACCCAGGUGCGUGAGCCGGGGCCACGGUCCCGCUCGACGGGUACAGGGCAGGAAGCGCCGGCCUUCUCAGAGCUCUUCAGACCGCUCAGAGGCGAAACCCACUCGUAUUUAUUUAUUUUUUCUGCUUUCGUUUUGUUAUUUUCCUCAUGUCCAUAUUAUAUAAUUUUUUUAUCUUUUCUCAAAUAUUUAUCUACUUAAAAAAAAAAAAAAACAUCUAUAAAAUUUUAAUGAAGGAUUUCAUCUUUUGCUUUUUUUCAUAGUUUUUUCAUUCUUUUUGGAUGACGUGGGCAUUUAUUUGCUCCGUUUAAUUAAUUAAUUAAUUUAUUUUCUGAGACGCUCUGAGAUGUGUGAAGGGAAUUAAGCAUCUUCAUGGCUGCCUUUAUACAAGAAGCUGUAGCAUGCUUCUGCCACUCUGAUGAGUUCAGUGCCUCCCUCCAUGGCUUACCCACUCUGGGGGUUGCGGUGUCCUCACAUCGUAGCUAAAUAAAUCCUGCUUUGAGACCACAGCUUCUCUCCCAGUGCAUUAACUCACAAAAUGGAUGACGUUUUGGUCAACUUGACAUUCUAAAAAACAUGAAACUGCACACCAGCAUGCUCAUGGUUAGUGCAUCCCUGAACCCCAGACCCGUACCCUAUUACAGAUGCAACAGAGUAUAAGCCAUACUGACCUGGUGAGAUGGCUGAUAUUGAUAUAUAUCAAUAUUAAUAUUAAUAUCGAUAUAUGGCUGACAUUGAUGGAAAAAUAUGAUGUUGACGAAGCUGCUAUAUUUCAGUAGGUUUUGAAGAAAAAGUGUUAUGCACAUGCCUGAGUGCACCAGUAAUGGAAAAAAGACUGCAUUUACUUCAGCAGUUCAAACUGCAUGUCUGUUCAGAACUCCCUGCUGUGCGAGCCUUACUCGAGAGGAAGAAAAUGCUAAGUAAGACAACACGCAUUUAACCCUGCUGAGCCAGACUGCAUUUUAUACAAGGAGCCAUUGUAGUUAGCACCAGACACUCAGCUUUCUUGCGACAGCUCUGGAUGAACAGGUGAGCUAAUGGGCUCUUACCGGCUGUCAUGUGGACAGGGCCUGACUCAUAAAAACCUUAAAAACUCUUCAGUUCUCUCGCUGUCAUUGCCCCGGUCUUAAUUAACAUAACAGUCCGCGGAAGUUGUUUGAGUGAUUUAAUUGAGAACUGGACAUGGUAAUGAAAAUGAUGUGUGUGUGUGUGUGUGUGCGUGUGUGUGUGUGUGUGUGUGUGUGUGUGUGUGUGCGUGUAAACCUAUUACAGAGUGAAGUCCUACUGAGACAUCCAUCCAAUCAGAAAUGCAUUCUGGAUAUAAUCACAUUAUAUACAUUAUGUAUUGGAUGCACCUCAUAAUUAUGCUUGCAUAUAAUGCAAUGUGUAUUUUGCAUAAAAUUGCAUUUAUUAAUACAACAAAUAAUGUAUAGAGAAUCUUCAUUAUUAAUAUUAUACUUCUCAUAAGCACACACACACUCACACACACACAGUAGAACCUCUGGGGUAUGAGGCCAUGAGGAAAGGAAGUUGUUUGGAAAGGUGAAAGGUUUAUACCUUUGAUAGCAAAAUAGAUUGUAAGUUAGUAAUUCAUUUUGAAAAUAUUUUUGUCUUGAGAACAAUACAUCUCCAUUUCAGUGAUAACACUCCCUUUGUCCUUUUUUUGUGAAAUGUAAUUUGAUUUAAUUGUGGCCCCUUUAUACUUUAUACUACUCUUAUAAUUUUGAGAGUAGAUUAGUGUUCAUCUAUGCGACUCAUUCUGCUUUAUUGUUUGCCUUUUUGAAUCAGUGAUAAAAAAGAAUGUGUACAUUAUGCUAAUAGGGUUUCCAUACCUCUCUGAGAGUUCAACUGUGUGUGUAUGUAUACACACAGGUGAUAAAUAUAAAGUUGUGGUACUGCAUAGUGUCUCUUAAGUCAAUCGAUGAAGUCAUAUUUCAAUAUCAAGAAAAGAUUUAAGAGGAUGAAGAAUUUUUCAUCAGGACAAACUGAAUUCUGUACCAAACCUGUCUCAAGCUUGACCAAGUCUAAUUUUAAAAGCUUCCUUCUGAGUGUGACAGACGAUUUGGGAGAUUUUGGCAGGAGAUGCCUUUCAUUUCAAAGUGUUAUAACAGGAGCAACCUGGAAGAGGAAGCUGUGCAUUAUCCUCUGCUCAUAUUUCACACCUGAAAUAGUGCUACAUGCUCCUUUGCUCUAUGCGUGGGCAUGUGUGCAUCUUUGUGUGUGCAUGUGUUUGUGCUUGAACACACCUGUGUCUGAACAGGCGUUUGUGUGUGUGUUUGUGUGGAAGGGAUUGACUAUGUGUGUGGGAUUGUGUGUAUGCAUGUGUGCAUGCAUUGUGAGUGUACAUGCAUUUCUUUGGCCGAGGAACAGCACAUGGUGGAAUAUCUCCACAGCACCCCGUGUGGCUAGUGUGGGACUUACUCUACCAUGACAGUUCCUGCUAUAAUCAGUUACAAUCGAUUAUAUUGGCCUUCUGAAGCAGGAGAAAGGCUAAGCUGCUAAAGACUGCAGCCCUAAAUCUCACACAAGCCCUUGAAUAGAGCAGAAUUCUAAAUAGGACACUCCAAAUGGAAUAAGGAUAGCAUUAAGGUAAAUUCACUCAAGUUUAAGGAAGUUAAUGUUACUCACAUCCUGUGUGUACAUAAUGUAGAAAUGCUUGAAACUAAAAGAAAGUUAGGCAAAAUGUACAUGUACAAUUGGAGCUUUUUUGCAUGACUUUUUAUAACUGAAAAAUUAUAUAACAAUGAUUAUUAUCUUGAAAUUUAACGUAUUGCAGCUCGCAUGACAGUGGUUGUUCUCUGAAUGGAAUUCUGACAUGUUCCACGCUUACACUGGUUAAAGAGGAAAAACACAAUCAUUACAAAGUUAAAGAUUAACAGACAUUUUUGUACACUGUCAACAGCACAAAUAUUUUGUAAUGUUGUUUGUACCAUUUUGUACCAAAAAAUGUAUAGAAAAAACACUCAAAGGUUUAAAAAAAAAAAAGGGACAAGAGUUUCUUGGUUUUGAGUAUGUGUUUCUUGUGCCAGCGCAGUCCUUGGUUCCAAAAACAUAAGCAGGCUUGUUGAUUCCUUGUGUACAAUAAGAAUGGAGCUGGCCACCUGAUGUCAGUUUCCCUGUGUUAUAAAUAAAGUACCCUCCUUUUGAA